Betta splendens (Siamese fighting fish) is the source of this 3705-nucleotide messenger RNA. RefSeq names its product POF1B actin binding protein (gene pof1b). The coding region runs from base 372 to 1979 and encodes 535 amino acids. Lineage: Eukaryota; Metazoa; Chordata; Actinopteri; Anabantiformes; Osphronemidae. Gene Ontology annotation, cellular component: actin filament; adherens junction; bicellular tight junction. Gene Ontology annotation, biological process: bicellular tight junction assembly; epithelial cell morphogenesis; actin filament organization. Gene Ontology annotation, molecular function: actin filament binding. The transcript is spliced from 13 exons. The record is from RefSeq and is a predicted model, not a curated record.
CAGCUGACCUUUGCGCCGUCUCUGAGUCGUUCCCCGCGUCGUUUCUCCUCUGAACCCUCCCACCGCCUGAUGCGCACAGCAUUAUUUGCAUAUAGAACAACUCAGCGCCUCCCUCGCAAGUUAUUCCUUUUCUGUGGCAGGAUUCCUCAAACCGGAUUGUUCUCGUUAGUCUGCCCAAGCCAGGAGGAGGAGGAGGACGGGGACGGUCCAUUUCGUGCUCCGCUCACUGAAAAAACUUCCUGAAACUACAGGACAACUCAUCUGCGUCACUGUCUCGCGCAAACUUCCAGCUCUCCCGCUGUUGUUUUUCCGCUCUCUCUCUCUCGGGUUCGCGGAGUGUCUGAUCUGAUCCGCGCGUGCGAUCAAUCAAGAUGUCUCUCCAGAGCCAGAAGACGACGACCACGACCUACCGGACGGUGAACGUGGCCUCCCCGGAGCCGGUGGCGGGCACGGUGAUCAACGCCUCGUCCGUGGCGCAGCUGCCGUUCGCGAUGAACGGCUAUGAGACGCUGCGCUACCUGGUGCCGGUGCAGCAGGCCAUGCCCCAGCAGUCCUUCGUCCUGAUGCAGCAGCCUAUGGUGCAGCCCAUGGUGCAGCAGGUGACCUCCCCGGUGUACCUGCAGAACCUGCAGAAUUUAUCCCACCUGAGCGUCAGCAGCCAGGAUUCCGAUCUGAUGUACCAGCAGCACACCGCGCUGGAGAGUAACAGCAGAAAGUCUUCAUCGGUGUUCAGCCCGUCAUCCAGUCCCAUCAAGAGCCCCGAGCCAAGUGCUGAAGAGGAGGUGGAAGAGGAGGAUGAGACGGUGGAGGUGGAAGAGGUGGAGAUUGUGAACGUCAUACAGAACAAGCCGCCGCCCAUGAUCCAGAAGCUGUCCCGGACAGAGGUGAGGAGCGAGGUGAGGGAGGCGCCCCAGCCCACCAAGAUGGACACGCGCUUCUUUGGCGAGCUGCUGGCAGAGAUCCACAGGAAGAACUGUGACAUCCACACCUGCAUCUCUGACAACGUGUCCAAGAUGCGUGGACAGAGACAACGUCUGGAUUCCAGCAUUGACGCCAGGGAGCAGGAACGGGAGGUGGAGGCUUUAAUUCCCAAAGGAGCCACUGAACUCACCAAACAACAAAUCCGCUACCUGCUGCAGACUCGCCUCACUGCAGAUAAAAGCAUGCGUCUGCUCUUAUCCACCUUCAGCAGCCUGAGAGAGGAGCUGCUCCACAUGUCGGAGGACCUACGGCGCCUGGAGAGUGAGAAGGAGUCAUUGGAGAGAGACCUGACCUUCAAAGCAGACCAGGCUCAGCAGUACGACAGUCUCCUGGAGGCCAUGAGAGAAAACAACCGGCAGCUCCAGCUGUCCCUGAAGGAGUCCAUGACCACACAACGCUCCCUGGAGCAACAGGCGAUGAGCAGCCGAAACACAGACUCGAGUCGCGAGUUCAAGCUCAAAGAGCUGGAGGGGAGGACGAGGGCGCUGGAGAAGGAGAACGAGAUGCUCCGACAGAAGCUGGCCGGCCAAGCCAGCAGCUCCACUCUGCACAUCAAGACGGAGGAGCUGUCGCGUCAGUACAAGGACCAACUCGACAGCAUGAAGCAAGAAAAAGAUGAGGAGAUACAGAGACUGAGGUCCCAGUUAACGCGCCUCCAGACACAGGUCACUGCUGAGAGAUCAUCCUCGUCCUCGUCCUCGACGACCUCCACCUCCGUCACCACCUCCACCUCCACCUCCUCCGCAGAGAAGAGUCUCCAGCUCAAGAUCUCCGAGCUGCUCACCAUGUUGGAACAACGGCAGACCACCAUCACCAAACAGGAGGAGGAGAUUAAGAGGCUCAUGCUGGAGAGAAACAACAGCUCCAAGAACGUCACCAAGACGAUCAUCACUAAGAGGUACAGGAACCAGUACCCCAUCCUGGGUCUGCUCAGCGACGACUACCAGAUCACCUCCUCACCUGUCAAAGAAGACAAGACCAUUGUCAUCGAGCAAUGAGGAACAGGAAUGAUUGAACGGCACGAAGACGCAGACGCCAAGCUCCCGUCCCACCCUGCAUGCUGCACCCGCUCCACCCUCACCCUCGCUCACCCUCCCUCUUCCUCCCGCGUCCUCAGGGCUCCCCGGGUUGGUGGUGGUUAAAAUACCCAUUCCCUUCCUAAGCUCGGGAUCGUUGGCCUCGGUCUUUUGUUUUCAACUAAUUAGGUUUGUUUGCGGUGACUGUUUCAUUUGGGCUUUUUAAAAAUAAUCCAUUAAAUUUAAGACCAAAACCUUUUCUGGACUAUGCUACGUUUCAUCAGCUGUGCACUGGUUUAUAGUGACAGCCUUGACAACUGGGACGUGGAUCUGAUUGGACAGUUUAGAUUAAAAUUUAGCUUGAUUAGUUCAAGACCAGAAUGUGAGCUAAACUGUAAAGCCUGUCACCUGAUUGGGCUCUUUACUCUAAAUGCUGCUGUGGGCUUGGGAACUGUAGCAUAUGGAUCAGGAUAGAAUCACUGACAUGCGAUUCUGUGAUGUACUGCAAGACAGUCAUCUGUGAUGCAUUACACUUAAUGUACUGAAACAGUAAUACAUCUACUGUAUGUGUUUACACUGUAUCACUGAAUGUUAUACACAACAACACACACAUAAACUGUAGCUGUAUCUCUGUAUCACAGAUUGUAUUGUGAUAUAUGACUGCAAUGCCCAUUCUUUAGCCCCGUGAGCUAAUACGUUCCAGUAAAGCACUGGGUUCCAUCAGCUUCCAGUUGUCACCAUGUUUGGACUGAUAUCGUCUAGGACGUAGCAUGAGACCCCCUUCAAAGCCACCACAUCCACGUUAGCCCAGGAGAUGAGGAAGCGGACACCUUGUUAUUAUUGCUCCUCUGCAUGUAAAUAUUUCUUUUAUAUUUAUAUUUAGUGCAGCUUUCCUGCAAUAUGGAAAAUAAUGGGGUAGUUUUGCUUUGCUUUUAUGCUAAUGGAUCGUUUGUAUAUCAGUUGUGUAAUUUCCAAAGCGUUUUACGUUGAGGUUUGUAUGUUUUCGCUGACUCGGAGGUGCGUGGGUCAGGUUUAACAUGUCUGUAUGUGACUAAGGGAUCUGGGUUGAGGCUGUGUAACAUCUGAGAGGAAGCUUUUUUUUCUUGUUUUCCUGGUCGGCUUUAGGCAUAUUGAAGCAUGGUAAAAGGCUUUGUAUCCACUGGGGCUCCACUGUCCUACACGUACUUGUUAUCAACAACCAACUCUUUUGGGGUGUUAGUAAUGGCUGACUUCUAUUACGAAACAGAACAGGAUGAAUGACAUAUUUGAGGCUGACAUGGAAAUGAUGAAAACACAUCUCAUGUUACAUGAAGCGAGCCACACUGGACCUUCUGCGACCGUCUGAUCCAGAGUACGGAGAGGACGGGGCCCAGUGGACACAGAGUCAAGCAUGUACAAAGGUUAUGACUUCAGUCUGUUAGAAAUGUUGUCUUAAGCGAACGCCAGCAUCAUUGUUUAGUAUAAGAUAUCAUUCUCAUCUGCUCAGAAGGAUAAAAAUGGCAACUACUAAUUUUCGACCUGCUUCGCCAGCAGUGGACUAUUAGAAGCUUUCACUAUGUGGGUAUUUUAAAUAGACCAACUGUGCCUUUGUUUGCCAGCAGAGGAUAAACUGUCCGCUGAGCUAAAUUAACAUGUUUUGGCUAAUCUGCAAAUAGAUGUGUUUAUAUAUUUCCCAGGUUGUGAUUAAAAUCAGUCGUAUCUUUGCAAA